UCAUUACCUCAUUCCGCCUCGCGCUCGGCCACGUUAGACAUGUCACCGCACUCACAACUCAUUAUUGCAGUUUCAGCAUUUCUUCUGGUAGGACUUGUCCAAGCAAGUUCUAAACCCCACGACAGGCAUGAAAAACACAAUACAUGCCAGGAGUUCACCCAGGGCCAGGUGUUCAACGAUAGCCAAGCCAUCGGCACGUGGCAUCUACUGCAUUUUAAGACAGAAAAGACUAACGGAUCAGGAGAAUCACACUGCGUGCAAUUUUCUUUGAUUUCCGAUCAGGAACGCGAAGACCUACAAAACUUGAUAGGGAAAUACGUAGAGAAUCUUAAAUGGGAGAACUUAACCUUGAAAAUGCAGAUCCCGUGUGCAAGUAUAUCGACCAACAAGACACGUGACUAUUACCUCGAGCGAUUAGAAGGAGAUGGUUCGUACAGAACUCUACAAAUGCCGCCAUCGACGGCAAAAUUAGACUUGGCAGAGUUCCAUCGUUACCCAAUGAGGUUGAAAAUAAUUGAAUCCCAAUACUUAGGCAUGAUGGACUGCCAUGAAAAAUUUAUGUUCUUGAUGGGCAAGCAGCCUCCAGAAGGAAGAGAACUGGAUGAACGAUUGAAGAAAAUGAUCGACGCAUAUUGGCCUAAUGAAUCUUAGCGAGAAUUUAUCUUAUACUUAGUCUAAACAUGUUCAUUGAAUUGUAGUUUUGUUUUAUAACCGUCUGACUGUAUCAUUGUAUAUGUAAUAAAUAUUUUAGUAAAUAGUAAAUAACAA
This is a messenger RNA of Manduca sexta (tobacco hornworm), 768 nucleotides long. RefSeq lists its product as uncharacterized. The transcript is spliced from 4 exons. The record is from RefSeq and is a predicted model, not a curated record. The coding region runs from base 40 to 651 and encodes 203 amino acids. Lineage: Eukaryota; Metazoa; Arthropoda; Insecta; Lepidoptera; Sphingidae.